CUUGGUAUGACAAGAGCUUAAAUACAAGUCCACGCGGAAGCCGAGCUGGUUUCCAACGAUAGGCAGGACCAGCUAGCAGCGUGCAAGCGCAGGUGUUGCCGAGCAGGGCUCAGACUGCGGGGACGAGCCAAACACGCUGAGAGCCUCCUACCUGGGUGAGGGGCAGCGGCAGGAGGCAGGGACUAAGUAGCUAGUUACACAAGGAGGGGGAAAAAAGAAAAACAAACAAGAAAAAAAAAGAAAGAUCCCAACCUGAGUUUGUGCUACAAACUUUCUGCCUGCGGUCGCCGUGGGUGUACUGGGGGCAGUGUAGCAUGCUCAGGAAAGCUGCUGUCACCACAGCCUCUAAUGGAAACUACUCGCAGGGGCAAUGCAACGGCCGGUUGCCCUCCCUGGGCAGCGGGCAGCCGGCCCAGGAGGCGAAGGUGGUGCUGAAGCAGAAGGUGACGCUCCUGAGGGGGAUAUCCAUCAUCAUCGGCACGAUCAUCGGCGCCGGCAUCUUCAUCUCGCCCAAGGGGAUCCUGCAGAACACGGGCAGCGUGGGCAUGUCCCUCUGCGUCUGGGUCGCCUGCGGCGUCCUCUCCCUCUUCGGUGCCCUCUGCUAUGCUGAACUAGGAACAUGCAUUAAGAAAUCUGGUGGUCACUACACCUAUAUCCUGGAGGCCUUUGGUCCGUUACCUGCUUUUGUGAGAGUCUGGGUUGAAUUGCUCAUCAUCCGCCCUGCUGCCACAGCAGUGAUAUCGUUGGCAUUUGGACGCUAUAUUUUGGAACCUUUCUUUAUGCAGUGUGAGAUCCCAGAACUUGCAAUUAAACUUAUUACAGCUGUUGGCAUCACGGUGGUGAUGGUCCUGAAUAGCACAAGUGUCAGCUGGAGUGCCCGUAUUCAGAUUUUCCUUACCUUUUGCAAGCUUGUAGCAAUUCUGAUAAUUAUAGUCCCUGGAGUUAUCCAGCUAAUUAAAGGAGAAACACAGCACUUUAAAAAUGCCUUUGCGGGGAAUGAUGCCAGUGUUAUGGGGUUACCACUUGCUUUCUAUUCAGGAAUGUAUGCUUACUCAGGCUGGUUUUACCUCAAUUUUGUUACUGAAGAAGUGGAAAACCCUGAAAAAAACAUACCCCUCGCAAUAUGCAUUUCAAUGAUUAUCGUCACAGUUGGCUAUGUGUUAACAAACGUGGCUUAUUUCACUACAAUCAGUGCUGGGGAACUGCUGCUUUCAAAAGCUGUAGCAGUGACGUUUGCUGAACGUUUAAUGGGAAACUUUUCUUUAGCUGUACCAGUAUUUGUUGCUCUUUCCUGCUUUGGCUCUAUGAACGGUGGCAUUUUUGCUGUCUCCAGGAUGUUCUUCGUUGCCUCCCGCGAGGGUCACCUUCCGGAAAUCCUCUCCAUGAUUCAUGUCCGCAAGCACACUCCUCUGCCAGCUGUCAUUGUUUUGUACCCUCUCACGAUGGUGAUGCUGUUCAAUGGGGAUCUCUACAGCCUUCUGAAUUUCCUCAGUUUUGCCAGGUGGCUUUUUAUUGGACUAGCAGUUGCGGGGUUGAUUUAUCUCCGAUAUAAACGUCCUGAUAUGCCUCGUCCUUUCAAGGUGCCUCUAUUUAUACCAGCACUGUUUUCUUUCACCUGUCUCUUCAUGGUUGCACUGUCACUUUACUCUGAUCCAGUCAACACAGGGAUUGGAUUUGCAAUAACCCUGACUGGAGUUCCUGCCUACUACCUCUUUAUCAUAUGGGAUAAGAAGCCGAAGUGGUUCAGAAAGCUCUUAGACAGAGUAACUAUAACACUGCAAAUCCUCUUGGAAGUUGUCCCAUCAGAGGAAGAACAGAAAUUAUGAUCUUCACAUACCUGAAAAUGCAGCUUUUGACUUGAUGUUUCAUUUCAACGUGAGGAAGAGGGUAGGGAGAUUUCUUCCCAUCCUAAUCUACAAACUGGAAGAACAAGUCACAGUUGAGAUGCAUACUGAAUAAGUCAGUCACCAGAGCUGUAUUUUAUCAUGUUGCAAAGAUUUUUAAUGUGGUUGAUUUAUAUGUAGAAAGCGAGCACAGAAGCAACAAGAGAACACCUCUCUACUAUUUCUUCUAUUACAGCGUCAUAUUUUAACAAACCAUAGGUUCUUCAAACUAGGAUUUUUUUUUUUUUACAUUAUCACUGAAAAUACGUUUAGGCAAUGUUUAAGUAAUAGUUGGGUAUACUGUGAAGAAUGUAUCCUACUUUCUAUCCUUGAAGAACCUAAUUCUCACCAGAAAGAGGGUGAGAUAAAGCUGCUGAGUUUCAGUGACUAACAUUCUUCACGUCACUGUGACUGGCAGCCGUUUUUUACUACUUUUGUCUCAGUGGGAGCACCAGCACACUGAUGCAGAAAUACAAUGGUUUCUACCACCUUUGCUGUGGCAAGUUCAAGGUUAUUUUGUUUCAGAGUUGUUGCAACAUAACAUACAGAAGCAUCUUCUGAGAACAAAUUAUUUCUGCCAGUGGGGCAGGUAGCUUUUAGCCAUAGGGCAGUAAUUUCCUACCUUUUAAAGUUUCUACCACUCUGAAAAUUAUUACUGAUUUUACUGAUGUUUCUUUGUGUAUAUAUACAUAGGAAAUACAGCAACAAAGUAAUCGCCUUCUACAAGUAAAACAAACCAUUUGAAUGUGACCUCCACUGGUGUACGAAUAUUUUUCUAUCUGGAAACAUAUGGACCUGCAGGUAUCAGUCAGGCAAAGCUGCUUUUAAAAUUUUAUAUAGCUGUUGGUAGACAGAACUGAAUAGUAGUCACUGGUUAUAUAAUCAGUGGCAAUUCUGUACAGACAUGGCAAUAAAUGCAAUACUAUUUUAUGAGUAAGAUGUAAGGCAAGCUACAACAGGUUUGUUGAUUUGAGUAGGGCAUGUGCCUAAUCUGCGGGCUUUUAUUCGAGCACAUUCCAAUUAACUGGGCUUUUGAACACCAUGAAAGAGGUGCUCAGCCAACAUCAUCUUCCUGGUUUUAUCUCAGCUGAAACAGGAAGAAGCUAUCAAAACUGAUAAAAUCAAACUAAAUUGAAGUUUCGUCUUUAGAAUAACAUUUAAGCUGAGUUUUGGCUCAAAUAUGAGUUGAAGUUUUGUCCUUUUUAUUAAA
Molecule: messenger RNA, 3093 nt
Organism: Rhea pennata
Lineage: Eukaryota; Metazoa; Chordata; Aves; Rheiformes; Rheidae
Gene: SLC7A11
Product: solute carrier family 7 member 11
Exons: 12
Coding region: 315-1826 (503 amino acids)
Biological process (GO): amino acid transmembrane transport
Cellular component (GO): membrane
Molecular function (GO): L-amino acid transmembrane transporter activity
Source: RefSeq, a predicted model, not a curated record